This is a messenger RNA of Tupaia belangeri chinensis (Chinese tree shrew), 1966 nucleotides long. It is a transcript of the gene CYP4X1, whose product is annotated as cytochrome P450 family 4 subfamily X member 1. The record is from RefSeq and is a predicted model, not a curated record. Gene Ontology annotation, molecular function: iron ion binding; monooxygenase activity; heme binding. Lineage: Eukaryota; Metazoa; Chordata; Mammalia; Scandentia; Tupaiidae.
UAUGGAGUCCUCCUGGCUGGAGACGCGUUGGGCGCGGUCCUUUUACCUGGCCUUCGUGUUCUGCCUGGCCCUGGCGCUGCUGCAGCUCAUCAAGUUGUACCUACGGAGGCAGCGGCUACUGCGGGACCUACGCCACUUUCCGGCGCCCCCUGCCCACUGGUUCUAUGGGCACCAGAAGUUAAUUCAGAACGGUAAAAUGGAGAAGCUUGAAGAAACUGUUGAAAAAUACCCCAGUGCUUUCCCUUGCUGGAUUGGGCCCUUUCAGGCAUAUUUCAUUAUCUAUGACCCAGACUAUGCAAAGACAUUUCUGAGCAGAUCAGAUCCCAAGACUCAGUACCUGUACAGAUUUAUGACUACAUGUCUUGGAAAUGGACUCCUGAGUUUAAAUGGCCCCAAGUGGUUCCUGCACCGCCGCCUACUAACUCCCGGAUUCCAUUUUAACAUCCUGAAAACGUAUGUCCCUGUGAUGGCCCAGUCAGUGAACACAAUGCUGGGCAAGUGGGAGGAGAUCUGCACCACUCAAGACACCACCGUGGAGGUUUAUGAACACAUCAACCUGAUGACCUUGGACACAAUCAUAAAAUGUGCUUUCAGUCAGGAGACCAACUGCCAGAUAAGUGGCACCCAUGAUCCAUAUGUAAAAGCAACGUUUCAACUCAGUAAAAUGCUGUUUUACCGCUUGUACAAUUUUUUGUACCACCAUGACAUAAUUUUCAAACUAACCCCUUUGGGCUAUCGCUUCCAGAAGUUAAGCCAAGUGCUACAUCAAUACACAGAAAAGAUCAUCCAAGACCGAAAGCAAUCCCUCAAGAAUGGGGUAAAGCAGGAUCCGAAGAGGAAGUACCAGGAUUUUCUGGAUAUUCUCCUUGCUGCCCAGGCUGAAAAUGGAGACAGCUUCUCAGAUACUGACGUACGAUCUGAGGUGAACACGUUCAUGUUCGCGGGACAUGACACCUUAGCAGUGAGCCUCUCCUGGCUCCUCUACUGCCUGGCUCUGAACCCCGAGCAUCAGGAGAGAUGCCGGGAGGAAAUCAGAAGCAUCCUGGGGGACGCACCUUCCAUCACCUGGGACCAUCUGAGUGAGAUGACGUACACCACAAUGUGCAUUAAGGAGACAUUCCGAUUGAUUCCUACAGCACCAUCCGUUUCCAGAGAGCUCGUCAAGCCCCUUACAUUCCCAGAUGGACGCUCAUUGCCUGCAGGAACACUUGUGGUUCUCAGUAUCUGGGGUCUUCACCACAACCCUGCAGUGUGGAAAAACCCGAAGGUCUUUGACCCCUUGAGGUUCUCUCGGGAGAAUUCUGAUCAGAGACACCCCUAUGCCUUCUUACCAUUUUCAGCUGGACCAAGGAAUUGCAUUGGGCAGCAGUAUGCCAUGGUUGAGUUGAAGGUGGCCACUGCCUUGAUUCUGCUCAACUUCAAAGUGUCUCCAGACACCACCAGGCCUCCUGAGUUCUCGAACCAAAUUAUCCUCAAACCCAAGAAUGGGGUCCAUCUGCACCUGGAGAAACUCACCGAAUGUCAAAUCCCAAGAUGUAAUGAUUAAAUAUAACAUAUCCUGCUUUUAAGUUGAAUGUACAGAUAAUAAUCCAAGAACAUGGAGAUUAAUCCAAAUGUGGAGGGAGGGUUGGAAAUCUACGGCGCCGCACAUGAGCCAAACACAUGCCUAGGUAACAUGAGGGCAUCCGUUUGUUUAUGACUUGCAGAGAUUCAGAUUGUUUUAAAUUUUUGCCUACUAUUAAUGCUAUGCACUAAGUGCUUUGCUGGGUGACUUCCUGUAUUUUUUGUUAUUUUAGAAGAUAGUCUUCAGAAUUACCCAAGAGAUGAAUGCAUGCUUACUGCAAAGACAAAUUCUUAACACCAGAAAAUUAUGUAGAAUAAACAUUUCAAAUCCCACUUCACACAACACACCUCAUGCCCUAACCAAUCCUUUUUUUUUUCUAAAAAUAAAAUAUUUUGGUCUUCA